GAUUCGAGUAAAAAAUUUGUUAAAUUUAUUGUAGAGAAAGCGCGCAAAUGUCGUAAGUGUGUGAUUCCAUACAAAUAAACACUGUACUCUAGAUGUUUUAAUAGAAAAAUGAAGGAAGAUUAGCCGUGCGGACUUCAGUUGUGCGCUAAACUUUGCAAACGUCGGGCCAAUUCUGUCUGCCGAUCUGAAUUGUUUCAAAAAGGAACUUCGUCCAAAUGGAGUUAAUUAACUUCGUGAUUUAUAUAGUUCCCAUGAUGGCAUUGAUCAUCGGGGGAAGCCAAGCGAUACCCUAUGGAUCGUAUCUGUACAAUCAGCAGUUCUGCAUGGACACAUUGACGGGUCGCCAGCUUUAUAUAGGUGAAGUCUUUACUCGAGAGGAUCAGUGCGUCCGGAUUCAGUGCCUGGAGUCGCAGCAACUCUGGGAGGAUAGCUGCCAGGUGCCGAAACUAACGCAAGGCGAUUGCAAGCCUAUUCCGUCGACGAAUGUGGGUGCCGAGUAUCCCCGAUGCUGCCCACUGUACGAGUGCAAGAGCUACAAGUCCAACUCUGGGGGAACUCUGGAGCAGACCAACACGUACGAUCACUAUGGAACCCUGCGAUCUUCCCACCUCACUGAGAUGAUAAUGUUCGAAAGGCGGCCACGCCCUCGUGGCGAAAUUCCCACGGCGCCGGCGAGGAAGUAUCAGGUCUGAGCAAUUACCUGGUAUUCUGAUCUUAGGGUUAGUUAGUCCAUAGUGCAGCUCUAAAGUGUAGAUAUAAAAUGAAAUAAUAUGUUAAAUAACUUUCGAAAUUGCAUACCUAUUAAAAUUGUGUCUGGUGAAAUGUAAUUUUUUCCACUGUGCACGUUAUUCAAACUUGGCGCCCUAUCGACACGUCAAAUCGAUAACAUUACUUAAGCUUAUCAAAUAAAUUAUCUCCAGUAAUUGUUUUCCAGUUUAAUUUUAUAUAUUCAUUGC
Molecule: messenger RNA, 956 nt
Organism: Drosophila erecta
Lineage: Eukaryota; Metazoa; Arthropoda; Insecta; Diptera; Drosophilidae
Gene: Vago
Exons: 3
Coding region: 216-692 (158 amino acids)
Source: RefSeq, a predicted model, not a curated record